UUCCUUUCCUUUCCUUACCAUCCUAAAAUGAAGUUCUCUCUCCUUGCUGUCUCCGCUUUCUUCUUGGCCACUAUGGUCGCUGCUGCCCCUUCCACUGUCUGCACCGGAAAGCACGUUGCCACCAAGGGUGAGACUUGUGCUUCUAUGGCUAAGCACUACAAGAUCAGUGUCAAGAACCUCCAGCAGUGGAACAGCGGUCUUGGCUCCAACGUUAAGAAGUGCAGCAAGAUCACCACCGGAAAGUCUUACUGCGUCAAGCGUGGACCCAAGAAGGUCACCACCAAGAAGACUACCACCAAGAAGUCUACCACCAAGAAGACCACCACCAAGAAGACCACCACCAAGAAGACCACCACCAAGAAGUCUACCACCACCAAGGCUUCUCCUGCCACCAGCACAAACGGACUUCAUCUUGCCCCCCACACUGACCCCAACUGCAAGAAGUACUACGUUGUUGUAGAUGGUGAUGGUUGCGAUACCGCUGCCAAGAAGAACGGCAUCACCGAGGCCCAGCUUUACAAGUGGAACACUGGUCUCCACCACGCCGGUGAUCACCUCUGCGACAACCUUGACACUGGCAGAGCUUACUGCGUCAAAGUUUAAAUAACAUUCUUUUCAGACCCGCUCCUUUUUUUUACCCAUACAUACAAUAAUGUAUCCGUUAGAUUAGGCAUCAAUCACAAUAAAUACCAUGCAAAAUAUACACCACUUAAUCUUUUUGUUU
Molecule: messenger RNA, 724 nt
Organism: Phycomyces blakesleeanus NRRL 1555(-)
Lineage: Eukaryota; Fungi; Mucoromycota; Mucoromycetes; Mucorales; Phycomycetaceae
Product: secreted LysM domain-containing protein
Exons: 2
Coding region: 28-603 (191 amino acids)
Source: RefSeq, a predicted model, not a curated record